AUGGAUACGCAGCAGCAACAAUCCGCCAUUAAAGGCGCGAAAGUGCUUAUGGUUGGGGCUGGUGGGAUUGGCUGCGAGUUACUGAAGACUCUUGCUCUUUCUGGAUUCGAAGACAUUCAUAUUAUUGAUAUGGACACUAUUGAAGUCAGUAACCUGAAUAGGCAAUUUUUGUUCCGUCGUUCACAUGUUGGGCAGUCCAAAGCUAAGGUUGCUAGAGAUGCGGUCUUGAGAUUUAGGCCUCACAUUAAUAUACGGUCAUACCAUGCAAAUGUGAAGAAUCCCGAGUUUGAUGUUGAUUUCUUCAAGCAAUUUGAUGUUGUGCUGAAUGGACUGGACAACUUGGACGCAAGGCGGCAUGUGAAUCGUCUCUGUCUUGCAGCUGAUGUUCCUCUUGUGGAAAGCGGGACAACAGGCUUCUUAGGACAGGUAACUGUGCAUGUUAAGGGAAAGACGGAAUGUUAUGAGUGCCAAACUAAACCUGCUCCAAAGACAUAUCCUGUGUGUACAAUAACCAGCACUCCAACUAAGUUUGUGCACUGUAUCGUGUGGGCCAAAGACCUGCUCUUUGCAAAGCUGUUUGGCGAUAAGAAUCAGGAGAAUGAUCUUAAUGUGCGAUCCCACAACGCUGCAAGCUCAUCGAAAGAAAAAGAAGACGUUUUCGAACGUGCAGAAGAUGAAGAUAUUGAGCAGUAUGGUAGAAAGAUAUAUGAUCAUGUGUUUGGUUCUAACAUUGAAAAUGCUUUGGCCAAUGAGGAGACAUGGAAAAACCGUAGACGACCAAGGCCUAUAUACAGCAAGGAAGUCUUGCCUGAAAGUCUGACUCAACAAAAUGGUAGCGCUCAGAAUUGCUCUGUUACCGGUGGUGAUUCGGUGAUCUCUGCGAUGCCGUCGCUUGGCCUGAAGAAUCCACAGGAAUUGUGGGGUCUAACACAGAAUUCUCUAGUGUUUAUAGAAGCAUUGAAGUUGUUCUUCGCCAAGAGAAAGAAGGAAAUAGGACAUCUUACCUUUGACAAAGAUGAUCAGUUAGCUGUAGAAUUUGUCACUGCUGCUGCAAAUAUCCGAGCUGAGUCUUUCGGAAUUCCUUUGCACAGUCUUUUUGAAGCCAAAGGUAUUGCUGGAAACAUUGUUCACGCCGUUGCUACAACUAACGCCAUUAUUGCUGGUUUGAUUGUUAUUGAAGCAAUCAAAGUGCUGAAAAAGGAUGCGAACAAGUACAGAAUGACAUAUUGCUUAGAACACCCAAGUAGAAAGAUGCUUCUUAUGCCAGUCGAGCCAUUUGAACCUAAUCCUUCUUGCUAUGUCUGUUCCAAGACCCCUUUGGUACUUGAGAUCAAUACUCAGAAAUCGAAACUACGAGAUCUAGUUGAUAGAAUUGUCACAGCCAAGCUUGGAAUGAACCUGCCAUUGAUCAUGCACGGGGCGUCACUUCUUUAUGAAGUUGGUGAUGAUCUUGAUGAUAUCAUGGUUGCAAACUACAAUGCUAAUCUUGAGAAGUAUUUAGCGGAACUUCCUUCUCCCAUUGUCAAUGGAAGCAGUCUCACUGUGGAAGAUCUCCAACAAGAGCUAUCUUGCAAGAUUAAUGUCAAGCACAGGGAAGAAUUUGACGAGGAAAAAGAACCUGAAGGAAUGGUGCUCUCUGGAUGGACACAGCCUCCAGCUACGAAUGGAGAGAGCGCAUCAACAUCAAACAAUGAGAAUGCGGUUGAUGUGACAGAGAGUUCCUCAGGAAGUGAGAUUGCUACUAAGAAGAGAAGACUCUCUGAGACACAGCCUGAGAAUCAUAAGAAAGAGACGCAGAAUGUGGAGAGUGAUGAUGAUGAUUUCAUGGAGAUUGAAAAUCCCAUGUUGGUGAGCAAGAAGAAGAAAAGAGUUGAAUAG
Molecule: messenger RNA, 1878 nt
Organism: Microthlaspi erraticum
Lineage: Eukaryota; Viridiplantae; Streptophyta; Magnoliopsida; Brassicales; Brassicaceae
Source: the annotation of a GenBank genome assembly